This is a messenger RNA of Apodemus sylvaticus (European woodmouse), 5224 nucleotides long. RefSeq names its product RUNX family transcription factor 1 (gene Runx1). The transcript has 8 exons. NCBI's taxonomy places the organism in Eukaryota, Metazoa, Chordata, Mammalia, Rodentia, Muridae. Gene Ontology annotation, cellular component: nucleus. The record is from RefSeq and is a predicted model, not a curated record. Gene Ontology annotation, molecular function: ATP binding; DNA-binding transcription factor activity, RNA polymerase II-specific; RNA polymerase II cis-regulatory region sequence-specific DNA binding. Gene Ontology annotation, biological process: hemopoiesis; neuron differentiation; regulation of cell differentiation. The coding region runs from base 217 to 1614 and encodes 465 amino acids.
UUGUAAUUUGGGUUGUGUGAAAACUUCUUUGGACCUCAUAAACAACCACAGAACCACAAGUUGGGUAGCCUGGCAGUGUCAGAAGUGUAAGCCCAGCACAGUGGUCAGCAGGCAGGACGAAUCACACUGAAUGCAAACCACAGGCUUUCAUAGAGCGGUAAAAGAAAUCAUUGAACCCCCACGCCUUCAGGAGAGGUGCAUUUUCGAAAGGAAACGAUGGCUUCAGACAGCAUUUUUGAGUCAUUUCCUUCAUAUCCACAGUGCUUCAUGAGAGAUGCCAGCACGAGCCGCCGCUUCACGCCGCCUUCCACCGCGCUGAGCCCCGGCAAGAUGAGCGAGGCGCUGCCGCUGGGCGCCCCGGAUGGCGGCGCCGCCCUGGCCAGCAAGCUGAGGAGCGGCGACCGCAGCAUGGUGGAGGUACUAGCUGACCACCCAGGCGAGCUGGUGCGCACCGACAGCCCCAACUUCCUCUGCUCCGUGCUGCCCACUCACUGGCGCUGCAACAAGACCCUGCCCAUCGCUUUCAAGGUGGUAGCGCUGGGGGACGUUCCGGAUGGCACUCUGGUCACCGUCAUGGCUGGCAAUGAUGAAAACUACUCGGCAGAACUGAGAAACGCUACCGCAGCCAUGAAGAACCAGGUGGCACGAUUCAACGACCUCAGGUUUGUCGGUCGGAGUGGUAGAGGCAAGAGCUUCACCCUGACCAUCACCGUCUUUACAAACCCGCCACAAGUUGCCACCUACCAUAGAGCCAUCAAAAUCACAGUGGACGGCCCCCGAGAACCCCGAAGACAUCGGCAGAAACUAGAUGAUCAGACCAAGCCCGGGAGCUUGUCCUUUUCCGAGCGGCUCAGUGAACUGGAGCAGCUGCGGCGCACGGCCAUGAGGGUCAGCCCGCACCACCCAGCCCCCACGCCCAACCCUCGGGCCUCCUUGAACCACUCCACUGCCUUUAACCCUCAGCCUCAAAGUCAGAUGCAGGAUGCCAGGCAGAUCCAGCCGUCCCCACCGUGGUCCUAUGAUCAGUCCUACCAGUACCUGGGAUCCAUCACCUCUUCCUCUGUGCACCCAGCGACACCCAUUUCACCCGGCCGUGCCAGCGGCAUGACCAGCCUCUCUGCGGAACUUUCCAGUCGCCUCUCAACGGCCCCGGAUCUGACAGCCUUUGGCGACCCGCGCCAGUUCCCCACGCUGCCGUCCAUCUCCGACCCGCGCAUGCACUACCCUGGCGCCUUCACCUACUCGCCGCCGGUCACGUCGGGCAUCGGCAUCGGCAUGUCAGCCAUGAGCUCGGCCUCUCGCUACCACACCUACCUGCCGCCGCCCUACCCCGGCUCCUCACAGGCGCAGGCCGGGCCCUUCCAGACCGGCUCGCCCUCCUACCACCUGUACUACGGCGCCUCGGCCGGCUCCUACCAGUUCUCCAUGGUGGGCGGCGAGCGCUCGCCCCCGCGCAUCCUGCCACCCUGCACCAACGCGUCCACCGGCGCCGCGCUGCUCAACCCCAGCCUCCCCAGCCAGAGCGACGUGGUGGAGACCGAGGGCAGCCAUAGCAACUCGCCCACCAACAUGCCCCCCGCGCGCCUGGAGGAGGCCGUGUGGCGGCCCUACUGAGCACCAUCGCCACCGAGGGACUGAGCCCACCCGCCCGCCCGCUCGCCCGCCGUCCAUGCACAGACCCCCGCCAGGAGGGCCCUUGGAGGCCGACAGGAAGAUUCCCGGAGGGAAACUGUGAAUGCUUCUGAUUUAGCAAAUGCUGUGAAUAAAAGAAAGAUUUUAUACCCUUGACUUCACUUUUUAACCACGUUGUUUAUUCCAAAGAGUGUGGAAUGUUUUCGGUUCUGGGUGGGGAAGACGCAGCCCACCCUGUUCGGCAUCUAUUUCUGAUUUCGGAGUUUCUUUUCCGCACCUUAUCGAUUGCAAAAAUGCCUGUUUGCAUCUGGGUGGUCGUUUAUUUUUAAGUAUGUAUAGAUUUGAGCUUGCUUUAUUUCUUCCUUUGACCAACUCAAAGAAAUAGAAUUCCCUUCUCAGUAAGGUUUAUUUAACUUUUAGACUUUCAUGUAGCUGGGGGUUUUAUUUGUGUUUGGUUUUUGUUUUUGUUUUUUAAAGAGACAGCUACAGCUUUGGGUCAUUUUUUUUUAACUACUGUAUUUCCACAAAGAAAUCCCUAGAUAUUUAUGUAUCUCGAUGUUUGAACAUUUACAUAUGUGUUGAUACUUUUUUUAAUUAUUUAAAUGUACUUAUAUUAAGAAAAAAUAUCAAGUACUACAUUUUUCUUUAUAAUAGCCAAAGUUAAAUAUUAUUGCGUUGAAGAUGGCUGGAAAAAAAGAGCUCGCUUGGUUAUCUAGAGAUAUUGUUUACAUUAAACUCUAUGUCAUUCAAACAAGUUGGUUGGCAAUGCAGCAAUGUGUUUUAAUUAGAUUGUAGACACUGAGGGUCACUCCAAGGUCAGAAGUACAAAAUGUUCUGCUAGGCUCAACAAAUAGUCUCAUACCUGGCUCCUUCCCUUCAAAAAGAAAGGCAAAAUUCUGCCCUGUUAGGGUCCAGAGAGGUGCCAAGGAUGACUGCUCUGAAGAGGGUUUCAUUUGGGCCUGGAGACAUGCUUGCCCCAAGGCGUCCUCAUUUAGGCUUUUACACAGCUCAACCGAGCAAGCUGUUGGUCAGAGGUUUGGUUACACGGUAUUUACAUAGACCCAAACCAGGCAAUGGGAUUCUUUAAUCGCCUUCCAUUAUAGUACCUGUUCAUUGAUGAAAACCCAAAGAUCCAAAUAGAAGAGGUGAGACCAGGUGCCUUUGAGGCCCAAAGGCUGAGUUUAAAGAGUGUAACCCCAAAAGUCUGAAGGAGCCAGUUUCCCUCUAGCCGUCUUAGUGGGAUCAGUCAUGGGAGACAGAUACCACAUCAACCUGUGUAGGAUGCUCUCUCAGCUGCCCUCUCACCGGCAUCUUUCAACCAGGCUGAGCCUCUGACCUUUGGGGUUUGUGCACUUUCCCAGUGCAUCAGCAUGAUAGAUUCCUGUCUCUACAGUCUGCCAUGGCUACGGUUCAGAUGUGCAUCACGUCACUGUAAAUGUAAUGGUACUAUUGUUACAGUGGAGGACUUGGUCAAAAUCCAGUUGUUCUGCAACUUACAAAGUCUAACUGCUGGUUCUGAUAUACAUGUACUCAAAAUGAUCUGGUUGGGUUCUUUGUUUUUGUUUUUAAUGUACCUCUUAAAUUAGUUGAAAUGAUGUCAGGUCAACUCCGAAGAGCGUUUGAAAGCAGGACUUCAGAACAGUGUUUGAUUUUUUUUAAUUAUUAUUAUUAUUUUAUAAAUUUAAGCAUUCAGAUUAGAUCUUUGGCUGCAGGCAGCAAAAACAGCUGGACUUAUUUAAAAAAAUACAACGUGUUUUUUGAGUUAUCUAUAUCUAUAUCUAUAUAGUUAUUCUUUGUUUUACAUAGAGCAGCAGCACUUUGGUAACCUGUGAUACCAGGUUGUUCUUGUCUGGAGAAGAGCUCUGGCAGAAUUUGGGGAAACUCAGAACAGAUUUUCAUAUCAGACACGUCUCUCCUCCUUCAUCCGGUCUCAGUUAUUCCACAGAACAUGUAUGCAGCUGUGUUGUCAGAAAACCAAAAAUUUUAAUUUCUCAGAAGGACCAUUGGUUUGUUUCUCCAAAAUUGGAUGUUCCUCUUAGCAUAGAGUGCCAAGUCUGGCCUGAGAAAAUGCCAGGGAAAGACGAAGGAGAGAAAUUUAUAUUUUUUCAUAUUAAUUUUGAUAUCUGAAGACACUCUAGCCCUAAGAGAGGAAGCAGAUAAUCUCACACAUUGAGCCUUUGGCCUGGGCAUCCAGAAGGCUUGUCAUUUUGUUAUGGACGGCCCGGUGAGCCGCUGAGUGCUCCCUGAACCUUUAUCAACAUAGGCAGUAUUUAGUCAUCUCAGAAAAAAAAACCAAUCAGGCACUGCUCGUCUUGGAGAUAGAUUCCACGGGGCACAUAUUUUUCUACCUGAGAAAUUGAUUCAUUGCCCUCAGGUGCAUCAAGGUGUCUCCUCAUUCUCUGUCUUCAGGGAAGACGCUUAAGCCAAUUCUGAGAUAAGGGAGCUGUUGGGAAAACUGGUCCAGAAAAAGAAACCUGGGAUAAGCCGUUUCUGCUGCUUAUUCAAGCCCCUGUUUACCACUUUAACACAUACUUCAUUCCUUCUGCUUUUCUCGCCAUCUGUAUCCUCCCAAGAUCCCUUCUCGCUUUGCUUUUCCCUCCUCCAAACUCCACACUCUCCUCCUACAUAGUUUAUAGGUAGGCAACACACAUGCACACAUGUACACACACACACACACCCUCUCCCCCAUACCAAGUGUCCAGAACACAGAAAGUCCAGUUCUUCUCUGUUUAUUAAGAACAGGGUGAGUCAGCCAUUCUCUUGCUCACGGGUUUUUUUUUUUCCCAACAGAACAGAGGCCUUGCCGGCCAUGUUGGGUCUGCUCUGUCCAGACACUGCAACAGAAACUCUCCAGAUCACAGCCUGUGGCUGAGUGGCUGUGCUGCUGCCCUACAGUCCUGUGCAGGCAGACGCACACUGGGACUGGAAGGAGUGUCUCUCCUUCAGCCUCUUUUUUCUCAAACCACCUCUACUGAGGGCCGCAGAUUUCUUUCUUGGAAUAACUUUUCUCCCCAGGACGUUCUGUCUUAGUGGGUUUUGGUUUUGAUGAUUUUCUUUUUUUUUGGUUCUUUUCAUUUUGUUUGUAGGAGAAAGCAUAAGAUGUUGAUGGUCUUUCAUACAUGAAAAUAAAUGGUUUGACAACAGUCUCAGAAUAUCUUUUUUUUUUCCAAAUCUGAACAAAGCACUGUUUUGUUUACUCACAGUACACAUUUAUUUGGCGGUUUGGCUGGCCGGCCGGUUAGUUGUGUGUUGGGAACCUUCCCUCCCUCAGCCAGCGCGGUGUGGACACAGCUGAUCAUUUGUCUUUCUUUUUAUUUUUUUACUCAGAAGAGUUGUAUCAACAAACUCAAUUGUAUUUAUGUAUGUAAAUAGAUUUCACGCUUCAUUAUAAAAUAUUGUUAAUGCCUGUAAUAACUUUUUCACAUUUUGUGUGUGUUCCUAAGGACUUUUUUCUUAUGUUCGCUAAAUAUUGUAGAAGAAAAUUGCUUCUCUCCACUUGUUUAUUUCAGAUUUAAAAAAAAACAAAAAACAACCAACCCGAGCUACUUCCUACUCACUUUUAUAAACAGGUAAUAAACAAGCAUGGUUUCAA